CUUGUUUUCAAUUUUCAUCGAAAUCACAACAAAUCAUGUAACGCAAUACAUGCACUGUAUGUCAAAAUGAAAAUGUUACAAAAGUAGGCCGGCUUCUAUUUUCCCACUCUGAUUUCGAUCCAAGUAGUCUACUUGGUAGGUGCACACAACAUUACUCGUCACUGCUGUUUGAAAUUGCAAUAGAGAAGCAAGAAGAAAUUUCACUCAGCACCAAGAUGAACCGAACGAACGUUACAUCCCGGAUUCCGACUGGCUUGAGGGUUCCGAGAGGCUAUCGGGCCACCCAAGCAAAUGGAGGUAGAGCGGAAUCGGGAGGGAAAGUUCGUUUUCCACCCAAGACAAUUCCAACCAAGAACGAGAUAUAUCCUGAAGAGGGCAUGAUCGAGGACGAAGAUUUUCCGCCGCUGUUCCAUGAUGACAUCGAGGAUACUGGAGAUGACGUGUACGACUGGGAGCCGAUAGACAUUUCCGAGGUCGACGAGAUAUAUUUUCGGAAGAUGAAGGCUGAAUCGGAGCUUCAAAAAAUGAUGGCGGAAAACACCAGAUUGCGGCAGGAGAAUCAACGGCUUAAAACAGCAGCGAAAGGGGUAAGACUUUUUAAGUAUUGUUGUUUUAAAAUGCUACUAGUUGUUGCAGGAGAAGUGGCGCAGUCGCUCUUUAUUUAAAUCUUUUAUUAUACACGUAAUUAGGAAGCGUUCAGUGUUUUUGUUUGUUAUCUUCAAAUUUUGUUAUUUCAAGUUGUUCCGUUGUAUUUAUUGCAUUUGUUCUGUUGUUGUCUUCAUUUGUUUUGUUGAGUUUAGUUGCGUUGUACUAUUCCGUGU
Messenger RNA from Toxorhynchites rutilus septentrionalis, 821 nucleotides. RefSeq lists its product as uncharacterized. The coding region runs from base 216 to 665 and encodes 149 amino acids. The record is from RefSeq and is a predicted model, not a curated record. NCBI's taxonomy places the organism in Eukaryota, Metazoa, Arthropoda, Insecta, Diptera, Culicidae. The transcript is spliced from 2 exons.